UGCCGCCCGCAGGACAGGAGGAUGAACCGUCACGUGGAUUUUGAUCUAGUAACACGUAAGCACUAAAUACAGACUGAGACAUAACUGCUAGGGUUGAACAUGGGGACAGAUUUAGCCUACAACUUUGUCUUCAAAGUGGUUUUAAUUGGGGAAUCAGGGGUUGGAAAGAGCAACCUACUGUCAAGAUUUACCAAAAACGAGUUCAAUCAUGACAGCCGUACAACCAUUGGGGUGGAAUUCAGCACUCGCUCCAUUCAAGUGGAUAGCAUUACCAUCAAGGCCCAGAUCUGGGACACUGCAGGUCUAGAGCGCUACAGGGCGAUUACCUCAGCGUAUUACAGGGGAGCCGUGGGUGCGCUGCUGGUUUAUGACAUCACCAAACACCUGACGUAUGAGAACGUCGAGCGAUGGCUGAAGGAACUGUAUGACCACGCUGAUCCUCAUAUAGUAGUCAUGCUUGUGGGAAAUAAAAGUGACCUGGGAAAUGUACGCACUGUGCCAACAGAGGAGGCUAAGGUCUUUGCAGAGUCCAAAGGUUUGCUUUUUAUGGAGACCUCCGCAUUAGAGUCAACUAAUGUUGAAUCUGCCUUUCUUGAAGUUCUAACAGAAAUACACAAGAAGGUUGCUAGUAAAGAGGUCACCAGAGGUUCGAUCAGCGCAGUGACUCUGGGUCAAGCUCUGGGCCCCUCCAGAGAGUUUAAUGAGGAGAGACGGUCCUGCUGUAAAAGCUCCUGAACAGAUGAAUAAACAUCCAGACAAAGGCAUCAAGAGCAAAACAAAGACAUUUACCUGUGACAUGGAUCCCAUCGUACCUGCACGGAGGCAUUUCUUCAUGCUUGACCCUCACUGGAAGUCUUAUCAGUGAGCAAAAUAAAGAGGGGACCAGCGUUUUUUA
This is a messenger RNA of Carassius gibelio (silver crucian carp), 895 nucleotides long. RefSeq names its product ras-related protein Rab-25-like. NCBI's taxonomy places the organism in Eukaryota, Metazoa, Chordata, Actinopteri, Cypriniformes, Cyprinidae. The coding region runs from base 100 to 735 and encodes 211 amino acids. Gene Ontology annotation, cellular component: recycling endosome. Gene Ontology annotation, molecular function: GTPase activity; GTP binding. The record is from RefSeq and is a predicted model, not a curated record. The transcript is spliced from 6 exons. Gene Ontology annotation, biological process: exocytosis.